Messenger RNA from Thermothielavioides terrestris NRRL 8126, 952 nucleotides. RefSeq lists its product as uncharacterized. The record is from RefSeq and is a predicted model, not a curated record. Lineage: Eukaryota; Fungi; Ascomycota; Sordariomycetes; Sordariales; Chaetomiaceae. The coding region runs from base 215 to 862 and encodes 215 amino acids. The transcript has 2 exons. Gene Ontology annotation, molecular function: peptide-methionine (R)-S-oxide reductase activity. Gene Ontology annotation, biological process: response to oxidative stress; protein repair.
GCCGGAUUGAGGACGCUGAUUCCAAAGCGCAUCCAACACAGCCUCAGCUGCCAACUCAGCCCAAGGCGUGAUUUGUCACUGUUCAUCCCACUGUAACGAUUUCAUGCUUCACUCAGGGCUGGUCCCGAAACGGCCUACAUUCUGAAAGCAUAUAAGCUCUAGGUUAUCCCCCAAGGCCAGCAGCCCCUGAAUCCCAUCUGCACCACAACCCUUCAUGCGCGCGCGACUCUUCCGCGUCCUGCUCACACUCUCCCAACUCACACGACCAGCCUCUUUGCGCCAGUCCCCACGAGCCGCAAGAGCCCCGAUCAUCCUCAAGUCCAUGCCCUCUAUCCCCUUUCUCAGCGCUCUAUUUGGCAGCUCAGCAUCGACCGCCAACAAAAACACCAUGACAUCAUCCUAUCCCGACCAGCGAACCCCAGAGGAAUGGCGCGCCGUCCUUAGCCCUGAACAAUUCCGCAUCCUGCGCGAGAAAGGCACCGAGCCGCCCGGCACGGGCGAGUACGACAAGCACUACCCGGAGGCGGGGGUGUACACGUGCGCGGGGUGCGGCGCGCCGCUGUACCGGGCGCGGCACAAGUUCGCGUCCGGGUGCGGCUGGCCGGCCUACUUCGACAGCAUCCCGGGGGCGGUCGCCCGGCACGAGGACCGCUCGUUCGGCAUGGUGCGCACCGAGAUCGUGUGCGCCAACUGCGGCGGCCACCUGGGCCACGUCUUCAAGGGCGAGGGGUUCCCCACGCCGACGGACGAGCGGCACUGCGUGAACAGCAUUUCGCUGAAGUUCGUCGAGGAUGAGGAGGUGGUGGUGGAGGGGAAAGGGGCGGUUGGUGAGGGGAAGGGGGGAAAGGAAAGUAAAGCUUAGCUUGAGGUCAGGAUGCAGGUAGCCAUGAAUUCUAACGAAUGAUGAACAAAGAAAAGAAGGUUGGGAACUCGCAGCGCUGUAUCAAAAGUG